UAAAUUGAAAAUAUGUUGAUUCUUUUUGUUAAUGUGCCACUCUGAAUAAGUUUUCUAAUAUUAUGAAAGGCUCCGCCGCCGCUUCAGCCCCUCCUGCUGGCCACAUGUAUCUGAUAAGCGCCGCUCCACCUGCCCCAGCCCCGCGGAGGACCCGCCCUGUGAAAGUCCAGCUCUCGGGGCAGGAGGAGCGCAGCAGAGGGAGACAGGUGAAAUGUGGCCCGACAGGUCUGAUGGGAACACAGACACGCUGCCAGAGAGAGGCAGGGGAGGUGACUGACGUACAGUCUCAGCAGCAGACAUUAACUAAGACAGGGUGAAUCAGGAGUAGAGGUAGGGGACCUUUGGACCUUGGGGCCCCGUGGACUCCCUCUGUAGGCUUGACUGAGAGGAAUUUCCCUGCCUGGAGCCGGGGGCAGAUGGUCGGACUGAGAGCCUGAGCGGAACUCAGGAAGGAGAGUGAGAGGAAGGGUGGGAGAGACGGGGGGCUGGAGAGAGGGAGACGAAGACAAGCGAGGACUAGAGAGUAGAGGAGACAUGCUUCGCUACGGUUCAAGACCAAGGGUUACCACCACCACCACCACCACAGAGGACUCUGCAACUCCUUCCAGCGAGAGGAGGGUCCUCAGGUUGACUCUGCUUGCAGGAAAUGAUGGAAAAAAGGAGGAAAAAACUGCAGACACAGCGGAAAAUCACGUCAAGGAAACAUGGAAGAAGAAGAACGGUCUGAUCCACAGAGAGCGGCCGGCUGGCAUGGAGGCGCCUCAGCAGCACCUCAGAGACACAACCAAUGGGGCGCCGGCGACCUCGGCGCAGCAUCAUGGGCCCAAGGUGUACGGCGUAGUGCAGAGGACGAGCACGGACAGGCGGCAGGAGCUGAUGGCACGCGAGUGGUCCGUCGACCACCUUCAUGACGAGAUGAGGUACAUCCGGGAGGUGAGGGACUCUCUGGAAAAAGUGAGAGAACGGAUGUAUGGGCAGUUUGGAGGGAUGCAGCAAUCCAUGGAGAAGCUUUCACGAGAAAUCAGGGCUGCCAACGCCCACCGGAAAACUUUGGAGUCUGAGGUGAAGGUUCGUAGCGCAGCCAUGGAGAACUUUGAUCAGAUGAACACCUCCCUCAUAUCUGCAAACAUCAGCCUGCAGAAAUCCCUUUUGGAGAACUGUCAGAACAGAGUGGACAUGAAAGACGAGGUGAAGACUUUGCGGAGCGCAAAGGAGAAAACUGAAGAAAAGCUCAGGGACAAGGAGCGGGAGCUGGCCGCAGCGCAGGCUGAGAACCAAACGCUCAGACUUCAGGUGGAGUCUUCACAGGAGGCAAACACCCGCGCCGUGCAGGAUCUCACCGCAAAGCUCCAGAGAGAGUACGAGGAAAAGCUGCAGAGCGAACAACAGAAACACAGGGAAGAGAUAGAAAACCUACAGGCCCAGCUGGACGAAUACAUCCGGCGGCUGGAGGAAGCAGAGAGGAACCUCACGACUGCAGAGGCCAAGAUUGCUGAGCGAGACGAGCGGAUCGUCGAGGUAGAGCGUCUCCUGAGCUGCAUGGGGAUGGAGAAGAGCCAACUCCAGCAGAAGCUGCAGGAGUGCGAACAGCGGAUCCGUUUGCUAGAGCUGACGGACAAAACGGAUGCGGCCGUAGCCAAAAAGUCGAAGCAGCUGCAGGAAGAAGCCGUGGAUCUGCGAGAGCGAAUCAAGCACUUGAAUGACAUGGUGUUCUGCCAGCAGAGGAAGGUCAAGGCAAUGAUCGAGGAAGUUGAGUCUCUGCGCGCUCAGGUUGCUCAGAAGGACAUGUUCAUUUCAGAGCUUCUUGACAGAAUCGCUAUAGUGGAGUGUGAGAAUAAUGAAUUAGAAGACAAGCUGAAGUAUUUUAUGUCCACACAGAAUAGGCCUCAAGAGAUUUUGGAAAGACGAGACGUAGGAAUAGGCUGCGAUCUGCUCCCCAGACAUGAAGUGCAGAAGCACGAUGUUGAAUCUGUCCAUCUUCAUUCCACCCCACCUUCAUCACCUACACCACGUGUCCAACCUUCAUCACCAGUUAACCCAUCAUCACCCACUCAACCUCUGUCACCGACAGAACCUCCAUCAUCGCCCACACCGUGGGCUCCAUCGUCUUCACGGCCUUCCUACCUGUCGUCCCUCCAGUACCCGUCGUUCAGACUAACAAAGCCCAUCCAGCCUCAGACAUACAGUUCGACUAACCCUCCACCCAGCAGGCUGGAGACCAGUUUGUUGAAGUACUCUCCUGGUCAGUACAGCCAGUACCUGCAGUCCAGCAACCCGGCGAUGAACGGUGUGUCCUCUGAGUCCGACCCCGUUGAGGGUCCGGUCCCGUCCAGGAGAGACGAGGUGGAUGCAGAGCCGAAAGCAGACACUGCUACUCAAACCAAAGCGCAGGUCACGUCUUCCACCUUGUCUUCUCGGCCGAGAUCUAGGCUACGGGUUUCCUCACCCUUCAUGAAACUGAUUGGACACAACCUGAAGGAUAAGCACUGAUUGAUUUACAGGGUUCGACGUUUGGGAAGCUCUAAAUAAUUACAUUUAUUUUGCUCUCUUUUUUUUUAUUUUUUCUGGUUUAUCAGAUCUUGUAGACGCCUUCAGGAGAAAAUAUGCAACUUUCUGAGUCGGGUCAUUUACAGUUGAGCCCAAAGUUGUUCACAUCCCUCAGCGUAGGGCUGGACGAAUGUAGCUGAAAAACUUGAGCGUUUUAUAUUUUUGUUUUAAAUAUCUAAAAUAUUGCCAAAUUGGUGGCAGGACCUUUCCUGUUUUACUCUCAGUUU
This is a messenger RNA of Poecilia latipinna (sailfin molly), 2774 nucleotides long. RefSeq names its product myocardial zonula adherens protein (gene myzap). The record is from RefSeq and is a predicted model, not a curated record. Gene Ontology annotation, cellular component: intracellular anatomical structure. Lineage: Eukaryota; Metazoa; Chordata; Actinopteri; Cyprinodontiformes; Poeciliidae. The coding region runs from base 535 to 2490 and encodes 651 amino acids. The transcript is spliced from 14 exons. Gene Ontology annotation, biological process: intracellular signal transduction.